Danio rerio (zebrafish) is the source of this 3246-nucleotide messenger RNA. The record is from RefSeq and is a predicted model, not a curated record. Lineage: Eukaryota; Metazoa; Chordata; Actinopteri; Cypriniformes; Danionidae.
GUUUGCGGAUUGCAGUUAAAGUCUGGUCAGGAGCAGAAUGAGUUAACGCGCUCAUCUGCGCGCACUGAACCGAGCAGAGCAGCAGCUUCUCACCGGCAGCAUAUCGAGCCCCCGGCCCGGUGAUCAUGUCCGGUAGUGGAACCCAUGAAGCGCUCAGUGGCAGCACGGAGAUGGAGCAAAGAAGCUUGGAGAGUGGGACUAUGAAGACUGACUUGGAGGCUGGGAGUUUCAGCGCUGCAAUCCACUGCCACGAUGUGUGCCGUUCAUACGGGAAACUUAAAGUUCUCAACAAUCUCAACCUGACAUUACCUCAGGGUCAAAUUUAUGGACUGCUUGGGCCUAGUGGUUGUGGGAAGACUACGCUGUUGAAAUGCAUCGUGGGAACUCUGAAGAUCUCUCGUGGUCAUAUCACAGUGUUGGGAAAGCCACCAGCUUUCCCAGGACAUGAAGUGCCAGGAAAGAUGGUGGGAUACAUGCCACAGGACAUAGCUCUGUACAAUGAGUUCACUAUCAGCAAUACAUUAUGGUUUUUCGGUCGAAUUCAUGGCCUUUCAUCUAAAGAGACAGAAGCCAGGAUGAGUUUCCUCAUCGAUUUUCUGGACCUGCCACAGAAACACAGCCUUGUCAAAAAUCUCAGUGGUGGUCAGCGGCGACGCGUCUCUCUUGGAGCUGCUUUGCUUCAGAACCCAAAACUUUUGAUCCUGGAUGAGCCCACUGUAGGAGUGGACCCUGUUUUGCGAGCCAAGAUAUGGCAACAUCUGGUAGAGAUUGUAAGAGGAGGACAAGUGUCCAUCAUUAUUACAACACAUUACAUCGAGGAGGCCAGACAAGCCAAUACAGUUGGAUUGAUGAGGAAUGGUCGGUUGUUGGCUGAAGGUCCACCCGAUGCUGUUAUGAAGCAACAUAAUGCAGCAACAUUAGAGACUGCGUUCCUGCAACUUUGUGAGGACUCUGAUCAAAGCGGCCCCAAACAGAGUCCUCAGGGCCGUCUGCUGGACAGCAGCCCAUCUCCAGACAGCAUGAGGGAUGAGAUUCGUGAGCCCAUAUUGAGAAAGAGCACAUCAGAAGAAAUGCCUAAAUGUAAAGCUGACUGGAAAGUGCGUGCCAGACACAUCAUACCUAAAUGGAGCAACAUUGCAGCACUGAUGAUCAAGACGAUGGUUCGAAUGAGAAGAUUGCCAGGGUCCCUCUGUUUCCAGUUUCUGUUGCCUGUAAUUCAGAUCUGUCUGAUGUGCCUGUGUAUUGGCGGAGACCCCAAAAACAUUGAUGUUGCUGUGGUCAAUAACGAAAGUAGUCCCAGUGCCUUCAGUAGAUCUCUGCUGUCUUUUCUUGACAACACAAGUAUUAACCAGGUUAGCUUGUCUCAUUCAGAUGCUUUUGAUGGUAUUCGAAAUGGGGAAUACUGGGGAGUCAUAGAGUUUGGAGAGAAUUUCACCAGCUAUUUAACUAAAAGGAUGUUGCAGCCACGGGUGUCCAGAGAAGUGGUUGAAGGAGGAUCUGUACAUGCAUGGCUGGAUCUGACUAAUAGACAGAUUGCCCUAAUGCUACAGAAAAAACUCCAUCAGGCUUUUGAGGCUUUUAUGGAGAAAAGGCUGGGGAGUAUGUCAUACAUGGUGGCUGUCCCAAUAAAAUUUGAAGAACCUAUAUAUGGCAGUAAGAACACAGAUUUCACAACAUUUGUUACUCCAGGAGCUGUUUUGAGUAUUACGUUUUAUCUGGCUGUGGGGUUGACCGCUCUGUCUUUUGUGCUAGAGAGGAAGGAGGGUCUGUUAGACAGAUGCUGGGUGGCAGGUGUAAGUUCUCUGGAGACCAUGCUCGCACACCUCUUCUCACAGCUGUUUGUCAUCAGUGUUCAGAUCAUCCUUCUGCUGAUCUUCACUCUACUGGUCUUCAACAUUCCUAAUGAAGGCUCUCUGGCUCUGGUGAUCUCACUGAUUGUGCUGCAGGGAGUGACGGGGAUCUCCUUUGGUCUGGUCAUCUCGUCUGCAAUCGAUGACGAGCAGUCAGCCAAUCAGGCGGCUCUUGGAGUCUUCUACCCCAACCUCAUUCUAAGCGGUGUUAUCUGGCCGGUUGAGUGUAUCCCAUAUCCUCUGCGAUAUUUGAGUCUCGUCCUGCCACAGACAUAUGCAUCUGAAGCUCUGCGCUGUAUCAUGUACAGAGGAUGGGGUUUGUCCCGCAUGAUGGUUUGGCGAGGUUUUGCAGUCACCCUUGGCUGGAACACAUUCUUCCUCAUGUUGGCGACCAUCAUUCUCAAGCUGAGAACGUGAGAGGCUCAGCUCAAAACAGGUGCUUCAGAUUGGGUAAAGGAGUGUCUGUCGAGGCCAAAAACAGGAUUGACACAUGGAUCUGCCAAUCAGAGCCUCUCUAUCUUCUUAAUAUGCCAUUCACCCAAAACUGGCCUCCAAAGGACCAUUAGUGUGAACUCAGGGCAUUUCUCAACCAGCUACUCUUAGAGACGUGUUCUACAAAAUAUUCCAGUAUCGAGUCGACUGACAAUGUGAAGCAUAACACUGCUGGAGCUACUGUAUCCAUACUCUCUUCGUUUUCUCCAGUUUAUAUAAUGCAUCCAAGUAGGUUCUGCGUGCCUGAGUUUCUUUGUGUGUUCCAUAUGCCUUGUAUGUGCCAGUAAACCUUAUUAGACUGGGUAAAAGCACACACCUAUAAACUGCUUUAGGUUAGAUGGCCUAAACAGAAGGAGUCUCCUCUCUUUGUACAGUAGUGUUUUGUUUUUCAAAAUCGCUGCUUGUUCAUUGUUUUUUUUUUACAAUAAUAGUUUUUCUGUUUGAGUUAUAAUAAUCUAUUCAUGUGCCAAAAAAGAAAUGAAGGACGAACAAGCGAUGUUUACAUUUGUGCACAUAACAGGCGAAUGUUAAACCUGAUAGUUGCACUCAAAAGACGAGUUUAGUCUGCGCUUUAGGAUAUUUUAUAUAUGAACGACAGCACAAACUGCAUCACAAUGCAAGCCAUAUGCUGAGUUGCUUGGAAUGGUGAGAAUAGUUUGAAGGAUGUUUUAGCGUGCAAUAUUUGAUGAGGAGAUACUUUACAUAGAGGUUUUGGGUAUUCAUUUUAGAUGUGAAGCACUGUUCUUAUAAGAUUACAACCACUUUAGUAGACUUAAAUUUUCUCCACUUCCACAUUAGGAUUUUUUUGUCUCUACAUUCUACCUUCACAGACCAGAUCUAGGUUCUGGUUUGGUUUUAAUUGUAUGGGUUCAUCCAAAAAUGAAAAUAUGCUGUUAUAUGAAAC